Molecule: messenger RNA, 1994 nt
Organism: Carica papaya (papaya)
Lineage: Eukaryota; Viridiplantae; Streptophyta; Magnoliopsida; Brassicales; Caricaceae
Source: RefSeq, a predicted model, not a curated record
UUUGGUCAGGGGAAACAUUAGUGGAACAAAGUCGGGGCUAGCAGAUUAAUGCAAAGUGUCACUCACAUUGAUGAUCAAACUUUCCUUUUUCCACCUUUCUCUUUCUAACAUAGACCUUCUUAACGUGGCUUAUUUCUGAUGUUUUUGUUACUUUCUGGCAGCUCAUUUUCACUUGUAUAUUUUCUGUAUGUUAUGCAAUGUACCUGCGGAAUAAUGUUGUAAAACUGAAGGGAGAGAUUUUUAACCUUCGUAGACAGUGUGACAAUAGAGGUGUUGUUCAUAAUGGUAGAACUGAAGUUUUGCAGCUUGAAGAUGCUAGUUUAUUUUCUUAUUUUCAGAGUGCUGACACUAGAUCUGUUGCUUUGUAUACCGUGAUUUUUACACUCUUUCUGCCAUUUAUGUUGUACAAAUAUCUUGAUUAUCUUCCCCAAAUAAAGAAUCUUUCAAAAAGACGAAAGACUAACGAGGAGGUUCCCUUGAAGAAGAGAAUUGCAUACAUGGUGGAUGUAUGUUUCUCGGUAUAUCCUUAUGCAAAAUUGCUUGCACUGCUCUUUGCAACUAUAUUUCUCAUAGGAUUUGGCGGCUUAGCAUUAUAUGCAGUUAGUGAUGGUAGCUUUGCCGAAGCACUUUGGCUUUCAUGGACUUUUGUAGCUGACUCAGGAAACCAUGCUGAUAGGGUUGGUACCGGGCCAAGGAUUGUUUCUGUUUCUAUAAGUUCAGGUGGUAUGUUGAUAUUUGCAAUGAUGCUUGGGCUUGUCUCAGAUGCAAUCUCUGAGAAGGUAGAUUCAUUGCGAAAAGGGAAGAGUGAAGUCAUUGAAAAGAACCAUAUACUAAUUCUUGGAUGGAGUGACAAAUUGGGAUCACUUUUGAAGCAGCUAGCAAUAGCAAAUAAAAGUGUUGGUGGAGGUGUUGUUGUUGUCCUUGCUGAAAGAGACAAGGAGGAAAUGGAGAUGGAUAUAGCGAAGCUAGAAUUCAAUUUCAUGGGAACAUCAGUUAUAUGCAGGAGUGGCAGUCCUCUAAUACUGGCUGACUUGAAGAAGGUUUCAGUAUCAAAGGCACGAGCUAUCAUUGUAUUAGCAUCUGAUGAAAAUGCAGAUCAGAGUGAUGCGCGUGCUUUGAGGGUUGUGCUCAGCCUCACUGGAGUAAAAGAAGGUCUGAGAGGUCAUGUUGUUGUUGAGAUGAGUGACCUUGACAAUGAGCCCUUGGUGAAGCUUGUUGGAGGAGAACUCAUUGAAACUGUUGUUGCUCAUGAUGUGAUUGGGCGCUUGAUGAUACAAUGUGCUUUGCAGCCUGGAUUAGCUCAGAUAUGGGAAGAUAUAUUAGGGUUUGAGAAUGAUGAAUUUUACAUCAAAAGGUGGCCUCAACUGGAUGGUCUGUGUUUCAAAGAUGUUCUCCUUUCAUUUCCUGAUGCAGUUCCAUGUGGAAUCAAGGUUGCUGCAGAAGGAGGGAAGAUAAUCUUGAAUCCAGAUGAUAACUAUGUCCUAAAAGAAGGGGAUGAAGUCCUUGUUAUUGCUGAAGAUGAUGACACCUAUGCUCCGGGUCCCCUUCCAGAGGUACGUAGGGGUCGUUUCCCUAAGAUGCAAGAUCCUCCAAAAUAUCCUGAGAAGAUACUUUUCUGUGGAUGGCGCCGUGAUAUUGAUGAUAUGAUCAUGGUACUAGAGGCAUUCCUAGCACCGGGUUCAGAACUAUGGAUGUUUAAUGAGGUUCCCGAAAAAGAAAGAGAGAAAAAGCUGACUGAUGGAGGACUUGACAUUUCCGGAUUAGUUAACAUAAAACUUGUACAUCGUGAGGGAAAUGCAGUUAUUAGACGGCAUUUAGAAAAUCUUCCUCUGGAGACAUUUGAUUCUAUCCUAAUUCUUGCAGAUGAAUCACUAGAAGACUCCGUUGUGCAUUCUGACUCACGUUCUCUUGCCACUCUUCUACUUAUUCGUGACAUACAGGUAAACAAUUUCUCUGCCUUUUGUCUUAGGUAUUCAUAAAUAAUCAAAAUCUUC